AUGCAAACAGUGGGAACCCUCACAAAUGCAACCGAUGUCACAAAAGAGGAGAUCAUGGCUAGUCAGGCUGUCAAUGAAGACUAUGAGAGCAGCGGUUGGGACCGUGGCCAUUUGAACCCCAAUGGCCAACACAACAGUCUGAUAAAGAGGAAUGCGACCUUCACCCUCACCAACGCAGUGCCCAUGAACCCUUCACUCAACCGAGGCCAGUGGAGAGUCUACGAGCAGCAAACGAUGUACAGUAAAACAGAGAACUGUCCAACCACUUACGUCAUUGUGGGGGCUGUGCCUGGGAACUUCAACAUCAGCGGUGACAGGGUGAAUAUACCCGACUACAUCUGGGCCAGUGCCUGCUGCAAGACCACCAACAACACCGUGAUUGCUUGGGGAGCCAUUGCCCAGAACGACCAGAACAAUGUCCAGGUCCUCAAGCUGGGGGAAUUGGAGACAAACUUGACCAGGCUGUAUAACAGGGGAGCGGUUUCUCUGUUCCAUGUGGACUGUCCCCGUACAUAAGCCUCACAUCCUGGAUGUAAAAGGCUUGAUUGCUUUUCCCAAAUGUCACAGAAUCACAGAAUGAUUUGGGUGGGAAGGGACCUCAAAGUUCAU
This is a messenger RNA of Empidonax traillii (willow flycatcher), 609 nucleotides long. RefSeq names its product endonuclease domain-containing 1 protein-like. The transcript has a single exon. Gene Ontology annotation, molecular function: hydrolase activity; nucleic acid binding; metal ion binding. Bases 1 to 516 code for a protein of 171 amino acids. The record is from RefSeq and is a predicted model, not a curated record. Lineage: Eukaryota; Metazoa; Chordata; Aves; Passeriformes; Tyrannidae.